AUGGUCUUGCGGUACGUGAAGCAUGAAUCAGGUUUUUCUGGAACCGGUGAGGACUAUUUUGGACACCAUUUUACAGAACCAACGUCUGAUCUGCGCCCUUCCGCACAGGCUCUCGUCUCCCUUUUGUCUCCUGAGCUAGUUUUCCGCAAUUCCAGAUCUUUCACUGGCACGACGUGUGCUCUGCACAAGGAGCGCACAAGGCGCUGCAGCCGCGUUGCCAUGGGGACCGAGACAAGUCCGCCGAGCGCUCGCAGUAAUCGCAAGGGACAAGCGCUCCCGACGGGGCAGCGCACCCCGAGCAUCCCUCCGGCUACCAACUGGAUGCCACAGAACUCCAGCUACUGGGUAAGUCUGUCUGCCCAUAUGAAGUGCAGGCUUUUGCUGGAUUUGCGUUCCUCCUCUCAGGAUUUGAAACUUCACUAUUUCAUGGUCAUGGUCAAGGCUGCUGUUGAUCUCAUCCCUGGCAAGUUCUUAGGUAACAUUGAAGAUGCAGAAGUGCAAUUUGGAGAUGAACUUGAGACUAUUGUAUUACAGUUCCCUAAUCAGGCCAUGGGGGAAAGGGAAACGGAGAAGUAUCGAAUUGUCGCUGAAGAAACAGUUCAGGAAUUUACAUUAGAUUUUUUUGAAAUAGCUGUUAAAGAUCCCAUUGUUUUGUCAUCAGGAAGAGAAUGCGAAGACUUGAUAGAGGGCAAAAUUUUAAUAAAGCAGAAGGGUCUGACAAGAAGCCUAACUAUAACUUCAGUUGACCAGUCAACAUUUGAAAAAGCACAAGGAGAGAAAGUUACAUUGCCGUGUACUUUUGAACUCUCAGAAGAAGAUGAAGGCCCACUAGAUAUUGAGUGGGUUUUGAUACCGGCAGAUAAUCAAAAGAAGGAACAAAUAAUAAUUAUGUAUUCUGUAGACAGGGUUUAUAAUCAUUAUUAUGCUGGUUUGACUGGGCGAAUGCAGUUUACUAAUCUUGAUCCCAGAUCUGGUGAUGGUUCAUUGGAUAUCCUGAAUUUAAAAGCAGCAGACACUGGCACAUAUCAGUGCAAAGUGAAGAAGGCUCCUGGAGUUCAAAGCAGAAAAAUACAGUUGACUGUAUUCGUAAAGCCAGCACGGACUAAGUGUUCCAUUGAAGGAUCGCAGGAGAUCGGAAAAGACGUUACCCUGAAAUGUGUGUCACAAGAAGGAUCCCCACUUUUGUCUUAUGACUGGAGGAGAGUCUCUGGCACACAGAAUCUUCCUGCCACUUCCAUGCUGAAUAAAAAUACAGGGGAACUUCUUCUGAAAAACGCCUCUCGAGAGUAUUCUGGUACAUACAACUGUGUGGCCUCAAACAGAGUUGGCACGGAUGAAUGUUCUGUUGAGCUGAAUGUCACCCCUCCCAUAAAUACAGCUGGUAUAAUUAUUGGAGCUAUUAUAGGAACUGUGCUGGGUCUCUCUGUACUGGGUUCUAUCGUCUUCUGUUUAUGUAAGAAGCACAAAGAGAAGAAAUACGAGAAAGAAGUACAUCAUGAUAUCAGGGAAGAUGUUCCACCUCCAAAAAGUCGCAGCUCUACAGCUCGCAGCUACAUCGGCAGCAAUCGUUCUUCCCUGGGCUCAAUGUCUCCCUCCAACAUGGAAGGAUAUACCAAAACUCCAUAUAGCCAAGUCCCAAGUGAAGACUUUGAACGUGCUCCUGCUCAAACCCCAGCCUUUGCACCUUCAAAGUAUGACAUCGCACACAAGACUGGUGACAUAACAGUGGUAUAAGCAUGAAGAAGCAGGCAUCAGUUUUUGCAUGACUUUCCAGUAUGGUGAAACUGAAGUACAUUAUGAAAUGAAGUGCUGGGUUUUUUCACUUGAUCUCACUUUAGAUUCAAGAUUUUUAAAUAGGCUGUAUUCAGUUUUGUAAGUACCAAAUUUUUUCUUUUUCAUUUUUUUAAUGCAAAGUUUACAAAGUCACUCCUGACCUUUUUCUUACUACUUUCAUGUUUUGAAAAGAGUGCACCAUCCCUCCUCACUGCUUCCUUCACCCCAUUCCUGGAGAUGCAAAAAUUCAUGAAGUUAACAAAAUCAACUCAGGUAGCAGAAAUAUAGCCUUAAGCAACAGGGUGUUAAAGAGAUUUUAAUCUGAAAUAGAGUAGUUUUGGGUUUUCCUAGGUUUCUGGCCUGCUGAUUUCAUAAGGAAGUGUGUCAUCUCUUGAAUGCUGUAGUGAUACUCAUGAGGACUUACAAACUGUGUGCAAA
Molecule: messenger RNA, 2211 nt
Organism: Ficedula albicollis (Collared flycatcher)
Lineage: Eukaryota; Metazoa; Chordata; Aves; Passeriformes; Muscicapidae
Gene: CXADR
Product: coxsackie virus and adenovirus receptor
Exons: 11
Coding region: 1-1734 (577 amino acids)
Biological process (GO): homotypic cell-cell adhesion
Cellular component (GO): bicellular tight junction; intercalated disc; basolateral plasma membrane
Molecular function (GO): cell adhesion molecule binding
Source: RefSeq, a predicted model, not a curated record